Molecule: messenger RNA, 1020 nt
Organism: Solanum lycopersicum (tomato)
Lineage: Eukaryota; Viridiplantae; Streptophyta; Magnoliopsida; Solanales; Solanaceae
Product: vesicle transport protein GOT1
Biological process (GO): retrograde transport, endosome to Golgi; endoplasmic reticulum to Golgi vesicle-mediated transport
Source: RefSeq, a predicted model, not a curated record
AGGAUUCAAUAGAAUCGAUGAAAUGAAUUAUAAAAAUAAUAUUUUUAGACCUAGACCAUUCAAGAAACACAUACGCAACUAGAAACAACUUUCAUAAAAAGAUAAAAACAAAUUUAAUUGGAAAAAAAAAGAGGAAAAAGUUAGGUUGUGCUUAGAAAAGAAGAAAAACAAGAGUAAGAGCGCAGCUGAAUAUCAUUUGCGGGGAACCCAUCUGAAUUGUUGAGAGAAGGUGGUGAAUCUAAGUGGAAGAUAUUGCAACUCUGAUUUCAGAAAGAGACACACUAGCAGCGAGAUGACAUAUGAAUUAGAUGAACAAAAAAAGGUUGGGUUAGGUCUCAUUGGAUUUGGCAUCUUUUUCACUUUUCUUGCCAUAAUGUUGUUCUUCGACAGGGGUUUGCUUGCGCUGGCAAAUAUACUUUUGUUAGCAGGUGUAGCACUUCUGUUGGGUUUGCGUUCUACAUUACAGCUCUUCAAAGUAAACUACAAGGGCACAAUAUCAUUUAUGCUUGGGCUCUUUCUCAUAUUUGUUCGCUGGCCAGUUGUGGGUAUCAUUGUGGAAAUAUAUGGAUGCAUUAUUCUCUUCGGUUGUUUCUGGCCAUCCAUCAAGGUUUUUCUUUUCCAGAUUCCUGUAUUUGGAUGGAUUCUGCAGUAUCCUGCCCUGCUUCUUGACCGCUUUCGUAGCUGACUGACUGAUUUGUCUACUCCAGUUAUCCUGUUUGUAAAAGAGGAAGAAUAUACUGAGCUAGGGUUGUUUGUCAUGUGAUGCAGAUUGCUGUCACCUUUAUCUUCAAAUGUAUAUUAGAUGUUGAUUAGGAUUAUAAUAAUCAUCAGUUCUGAAGUAGCAAAUCUUGUUAUCAAGUUUUCUUAUACUAUCCUAUCCCCUGUUUUCUCUACCAUUUUCUUAGGGAAAAACUUUUUGACAUAUAGUUUAUCUGUCAUAUUUUUUAUAUUUAGAAGAAGAAGAAAAAUGAACUCAAAAGUCAUAUUUUUAUCCUUUUUAGUCAAGCACGUUAUUGGUUA